UUUUAGAGAAAUAAUGGUCUCUAAAAUAUGACAAUUGUUAUUAAAACAUAUGGACCAUCUAAGAAAGAGCACAUCUCCAUAUCUCCUUCGUAUCAUCUGUUUCGCAUCAUCUGCUUCUUAUCAUCUGGAGAUAUAAAACACAGAUCCGGCAUCAUCGUUCCUGCGAAUGGCAUCUGCUUCGCAUCAUCUUCUCGGAAGGGGAGCUCGGAAGACCUCCCAUGGCAUCAUCGUCGGCCGUCUCCUUCCGUUUCCAUCUCCCUACCCACACCAAUCCUCUUCUCCUUCUUCAAUUUCUUUCCAAUCGUGGGAAGUCCAUCGAAGGGACAUUUACCUAAUCGAUGGGGCGAAGAGACGAUUUUCAGAUCUAGAUCUGGGAUGGCGGCUAUGGUUAUGCUAGGGCGGUGGUAGGGAUGGUGGAGUCGUGGCGGGGCUGGCUAGGCUGCGUUGGGUGUAUUUGAUGGAUGGGGGCAGCGGUAUAAGGAGGGGUGGUCAUUCUCCGCCACCGCCAGCCCGGAGCUAGGGAGGUGGUUCUCAAAGCGGAAUGGCGCAGGGAGGGGAAUAGAUCUGGCAUUGGCCUUGGGCUGGGGAGAGGACUGGAUUGGGGCUGAUGGGGGCAGGGCAGCACUAGGUGGUGGCGGUCAUUGGGUGACACUAGCAGUGGACGGUGUUACUGACCGAGUUGGGCGGAAGUCACUGGACAGUGACCGGAGUUGGGCUGUAGUCACCGGAUAGGGACCAGAUUCAGUGACCGGAGUUGGUCGUUGGUCAUUGAGCGACGGUCGUUAUGGCGAAGCAAGUCACUGAGCGACGGUCACUAUAGCCAGAGCAAGUCACUGAGCUAUGAUCACUAUGACCGGAGCAAAGUCACUGGGCGGUGGUGAGGCAUGACUGCUGGCAGCGCCGGUGAUACGACUGUUGUUGUGGACAGCAAAAGAAUCUGUUUCCUAUUUUUCAGUAUUAAAUUCAUUAAUGGCCUUUUUAGUUUAGGUGGUGUUAAAUGGAUUAGUGUGCAACGGUUUAGUGCAUAACAGCUGGCAGUCAUAUUUUUGACUUUUUGAAACUUAACCCUCUUUAUUGGAAAUCCAUUAAUUAAUUGUAAUAUUUGAAUAAAAGGCCAUAUAUUUACUUUAUUACAUAAAAUAAUAUAACUAAUUUGUUGAAUUGAAUUAUAA
Molecule: messenger RNA, 1172 nt
Organism: Cuscuta epithymum
Lineage: Eukaryota; Viridiplantae; Streptophyta; Magnoliopsida; Solanales; Convolvulaceae
Source: the annotation of a GenBank genome assembly